Hippopotamus amphibius kiboko is the source of this 5351-nucleotide messenger RNA. RefSeq names its product scavenger receptor cysteine rich family member with 5 domains (gene SSC5D). Gene Ontology annotation, cellular component: membrane. The coding region runs from base 88 to 5304 and encodes 1738 amino acids. The record is from RefSeq and is a predicted model, not a curated record. The transcript is spliced from 14 exons. NCBI's taxonomy places the organism in Eukaryota, Metazoa, Chordata, Mammalia, Artiodactyla, Hippopotamidae.
CCCUCCCUCCCUCCCUCCCUCCGGCCACCUCCUCCCCUCUCCUGCUCCUCUCCCCUUUCACCCCAUCCCUGUCCCGGCUCUGCAACCAUGAGGGUCUUGCCCUGCCUCCUUGUGGCUCUGAUGGGGAUCCAGGCUGUUGAGCGGCUGCGUCUGGCCGACGGCCCCCAUGGGUGCGCGGGCCGCCUGGAGGUGUGGCACGGCGGGCGCUGGGGCACCGUGUGCGAUGAUGGCUGGGACCUGCGGGACGCCGCCGUGGCCUGCCGCGAGCUGGGCUGCGGGGGUGCGCUGGCCGCCCCUGGAGGCGCCUUCUUCGGGGAGGGCGCGGGGCCCGUGUGGCUGAGCGAGCUGGCCUGCCGGGGGGGCGAGCGGCAGCUGGGCCUCUGCCCCCACCGCGGCUGGAAGGCCCACAUCUGCUCCCACGAGGAGGACGCGGGCGUCGUCUGUGCGGGUCAGCGUGUGUCGGACUCCAGGGAUCGGGACGACUCACCUUCAGUCCUGGAUGGGGACCCCUGGCCGGGGCUGUCUGGGGAGCUGAGCCCUGGCUCUGAGGAGCCCCCGGUGACGCCUGCCCCCCGCUCAGCCGGGACCCUCCAGGGCGGCUCCCGGAAGAAGAUCCCCCGGCCGCCCAAGCCGGCCAAGUCCACUAGGGCCCCUUUGCUGACUGCCGGAGCCCCCCGCCAGGAGCGGCUGCGCCUGGUCUCCGGCCCCCACGGCUGCGCGGGCCGCCUGGAGGUGUGGCACGGCGGGCGCUGGGGCACCGUGUGCGACGACGGCUGGGACCUGCGGGACGCCGCCGUGGCCUGCCGCGAGCUGGGCUGCGGGGGCGUGCUGGCCGCCCCCGGGGGGGCCCGGUUCGGCCCGGGCGCGGGGCCCGUGUGGAUGGACGACGUGGGGUGCGGAGGCGGAGAGCAGGCCCUGCGGGACUGUCCCCGAAGCCCCUGGGGCCGCAGCAACUGUGACCACAGCGAGGACGCAGGACUGGUCUGCACCGGCCCAGCCCCCCGGCUGCGUCUGGCCGAUGGCCCCCACGGAUGUGCGGGCCGGCUGGAGGUGUGGCACGGCGGGCGCUGGGGGUCGGUGUGUGACGAUGGCUGGGACCUGCGGGACGCUGCCGUAGCCUGCCGCGAGCUGGGCUGCGGGGGUGCUCUGGCCGCCCCCGGAGGCGCCUUCUUUGGGGAGGGGGCCGGACCCAUCCUGCUGGAUGAUCUUCGCUGCCGGGGAAAUGAGACGGCCUUGCGCUUCUGCCCAGCUCGGCCCUGGGGCCAGCAUGACUGUCAUCACCGGGAGGACGCUGGGGCCGUGUGUGAUGGUAUGCCUCUCGGAUAUGUCCCUCCCACGGCCCCCGUGGUGGACAGCAGCAGCUCCAGGCCCAGGGAGGCUGCAUCCAGGCCCCCGACCCGCACGGUGAGCCAGGCCCCGUGGACAGCAGGCAUCUCACCUCCGCCGGCCUCCCCUACUGCCCCUCGGGAGCCCGGGCCAGAGGCUGGGUCCCCCCAGCUGCGCCUGGUGGCCGGGCCCAGCAGGUGCUCAGGCCGGCUGGAGGUGUGGCACGGCGGGCGCUGGGGGACCGUGUGUGACGACAGCUGGGACCUGCGGGACUCGGCUGUGGUCUGCCGGGAGCUGGGCUGCGGGGGACCUUGGCAGCCAGACCCUGCUGCCGGCCGCUUCGGCUGGGGCGCCGGCCCCAUCUGGCUGGACGACGUGAGGUGUACGGGGACCGAGGCCUCCCUGGCCGACUGCCCCGCCGCUCCGUGGGGGAAGCACAACUGUGCUCACAAUGAGGACGUUGGAGUCACCUGCACUGGAACCCCCGGCCUGGACUCCAUCUCAGACCCCUUCAGUUGGAGCUGGAUCCCUGGCCUGGGUAGAGACCCGGACGCCUGGCUCCCAGGUGAGCUGGCCACCAAGCCCUCUGUGAGGCGGACCCCCAGCGCUCCUGAGAAAACCACUGCCAAGACCCCAGGGAAGAUGCCCAAAAGCACAAAGAAGUGGGUGACCAAAAACGCAAAGAGACCGACCACUCAGCCCCCCGUGAUGCCAACCACUAAGCACUCCAGGGCCCUGGGCACCCAGAGUCCCCCAGAACUGACCUCACGGGCAACCACCACCCUGACCACGGAGGCCUCCCGAAGACUGACCUCCGAGUCUACCACCAGGCUGACCACGGAGGCCCCUCACAGACGGACCUCACACACCACAGCAACGCGGACGCCCCGGCCCCCCCGGGAACGGACCCCUAAGACCCUGGCAACGCCGACCACCCAGGGUCCCCGAGCAGUGACCUCUGAGGCCACCAGGGAGCCAUCGGCCGAGAUCCCAGGAGAAGGCUCUCCAGAGUCAUCCAGAGACCCACCCCCCUCCCCCACUGGGGGAUCAGGCCUAUUCCGGGUCCGCCUCGCGGAUGGGCCCAACCGGUGUGCCGGGCGGCUGGAGGUGUGGCACGCCGGACGCUGGGGGACCGUGUGUGAUGACGGCUGGGACCUGCGGGAUGGCAUGGUGGCCUGCUGGGAGCUGGGCUGCGGUAGGGUCCGGCCCCGCGUGGGCAAAACCCACUAUGGCCCCGGCACCGGGCCCAUCUGGCUGGAUGACGUGGGCUGCAAGGGCAGCGAGGCCUCGCUGAGUGACUGCCCCGCAGGGCCGUGGGGACAGCACAACUGCGACCACGAGGAGGACGUGGGGCUCACCUGCACUGGCUACGCAGACGAGGAGGACUAUCCCCCCUGGACCUGGGACCCCACCUCGGGAGAGGACCUGGCCAAGGGGACCACCGCUGCAGCGGUGCCUGCACGCACUGUCUCCUGGGGCACCACUGGGAGCCCAGGAGCUCCCUCCCCAGCAACGAGGUGCCUUCCGAGCACAGGUGAUAAGGAUGGUUAUGAGCCUUCCUGGACGUGGGACACACCUUCAGGAGGGGUCCCAGCCAAGGGGACCCCCACCGCAGCCAUACCUGGACCCCCUGGCACCACUGGCACCACCAGGAGCCCAGGCCAUACCUCUCUAGCUCCAAGGGUCCAUGGGGACACAGGUUCCCUGAGGAGACGUUGGCCCGAGCGCCGGCCGCGGCCCACCGCCGCACGGACGGCGCCCCCCGCCCCUUCCCCAGCUCCCUCCGCCUCGCCGGGACCCCCGGGCCCGCUGCUGACCUCGGGCUCCGCGCCGCAGCUCACCCCCACCGCAGCGUCCCCGCGAGAGGCGACCUCUGACCUUCCCGCCACCUCGCCGCCCGGCCCAGACCCGGCCUCCCGGACGGACUCUCACCGCGCCUGGACGGCCCCUGGCGGUACCGCGGCCGCCCCUGGUGCCGCCGCGGGCCCGGCGCCCAGCCCUGGGCUUUCACCCGCACCGCCGCCCAGCACGCCCGCGGACCUGGCCUCUGACCCCGCUGCCCCUGCGGCGGUGACGCGCCCUCCCCCCGCCUCAGAGCCCACACCGGGGCCCGGCCCAGCCUCUCCGUCCCCCAGCACGCGUCCAGAGCCGCCUAGUCCCCCAGGCCCCUCCACAAGCCCCCACGCCGCUGCCCUCCCUCACUCCACCGCGACCCCCCACCCUACCGCGACCUCUCACCCCACCACGACCCCUCACCGCACCCCCGGCCCUCGUUCUACCUCAGCUCCUCACCCCACCACGACCCCUCCUCCCGUCACCACCGCUCAGCCCAUCACAACCCCUUACCCCACCUCGACCCCUUACCCAGCUACGACCCCUCAACCCACCACGACCCCUCACCCAGCUACGACCCCUCAACCCACCACGACCCCUUACCCAGCUAUGACCCCUCAACCCACCUCGACCCCUUACCCAGCUACGACCCCUCAACCCACCUCGACCCCUUACCCAGCUACGACCCCUCAACCCACCACGACCCCUUACCCAGCUACGACCCCUCAAGCCACCACGACCCCUUACCCAGCUACGACCCCUCAACCCACCACGACCCCUUGCCCAGCUACGACCCCUCAACCCACCACGACCCCUUACCCAGCUACGACCCCUCAACCCACCACGACCCCUCAACCCACCACAACCCCUCAACCCACCACGACCCCUCAACCCACCACGACCCCUUACCCAGCUACGACCCCUCAACCCACCACAACCCCUCACCCCAUCACCACCCAUUACCCAACCACGACCCCUCAACCUACCACGACCCAUCAACCCACCAUGACCCCUUACCCAGCUACAACCCCUCAACCCACUACGACCCCUCCACCCACCACAACCUCUCAACCCACCACGACCCCUUACCCAGCUACGACCGUUCAACCCACCACGACCCCUCCUUCCAUCACCACUGCUCAACCCAUCACAACCCCUUACCCAACCACGACCCCUCAACCCACCACGACUCGUUACCCAGCUACGACACCUCAACCCACCACGACCCCUCAACCCACCUUGACCCCUUACCCAGGUACGACCCCUCAACCCACCACAACCCCUCACCCCAUCACCACCCAUUACCCAACCACGACCCCUCACCCCACCACGACCCCUCACCCCAUCACCACUCCUUACCCUGCCAUGACCCCUCACCUCACCACCACUACUCACCCCACCGUGACUCCUGACCCCACCUCAACUCCUAUAGUCACUGUCAAGUCCCUUCUAACUUCCAUGGGAACAGAACUUCCCUUGUCCUCUCAAGCACCAACAGUCAAGCCCAGCCCACAGCCCCGGUUGACCUUCACUGGGGCCCCUCACCCCUCCACGUCCCAGAUGUGGAGCCUAGAGACCUCUCCAGCCUCAGAGUCCAGCCCCUCCAGGCCGUCUCCAGCCCCAAGCACGGACACACUGUCCACGGAGAACUUCCAGCCACCCACAAGCCAGAGCCCUAAACUCACCUCUCCACCUAGGCCGACUCCACGCUCGGCCUCUGACCCCACUGUGACCCCUGACCUCCACCUGUCCCCUAUAGCCCACCCCUUGGAUCAACCUCGCCCUGACCGCCAAAUCCUAGGGCCAACUCCUAGUCAGAGCCCAGGCCCCCUUGGCCCGUGUGAGGCCCCAGUGCCACCUGUAAGGGUCAUGGCUUGUGAGCCACCUGCCCUGGUAGAGCUGGUGGCCGCUGUGAGGGAUGUGGGUAGCCAGCUGCAGAGGCUGGCCCAGGCCCUGGAGCGGGACCAGCAGGAGCGCCAGGCGCUGGGACUGGGGUUGACCCAGCUCGUGGAGGCUGCCCAGGGUCUGGGGCAGCUGGGCGAGGUUGUAAAGAGACUGGCGGAGGUGGCCUGGCCUCCCAGCACACCAGCCCCAACCACUACCACCCCAGAGGAGGAAGAGAGGCCUCUGCGGGGAGAUGUGUGACCUUAUCUGGGGUCCCAGGGACUUAAGCCACUCCCAAACCAAAAUGU